This is a messenger RNA of Asterias rubens (European starfish), 2479 nucleotides long. RefSeq lists its product as uncharacterized. Lineage: Eukaryota; Metazoa; Echinodermata; Asteroidea; Forcipulatida; Asteriidae. The record is from RefSeq and is a predicted model, not a curated record. The coding region runs from base 327 to 1694 and encodes 455 amino acids. The transcript is spliced from 7 exons.
AUGUCUCUAGGUCCAUUGUUGGACCUCUUUUGUUCACAGAUGCACACUCAGGGUCUCAGGCAUGCACACUCCACACUCGAGUGCUUUGAUUGCUGCGUGCAGUAGGCCUAGGCAUGUAAUACACUGUGUAGGCUUACCAUAUAGUUCUGGCAGCUGAAACUCAUUUUCCAGCGAGAUUUGUCAGUAUUUCGAUUAUGUUAACAUAGGUUGUGACCCUAUUUUAUCUUCAAGGAAGAAACAAGUAAUAACCUUACAUCAGUGCAGCUGUUGCAGCGCCUGCUGUGCACUGUUUCAGGGAAUUUCAGGCUCAUAAAAAAAUAAUAAUCAUGGAGACCAAUAAUAAUCAAUGCAGUUAUUUCGCAGACCCUAGUGAAUAUUCAACUAUUGGUGGCGCCCUUGCGAUUAGACAAGAAAUGGCGUCCUACACGAUUGGUCCAGAGGACGUCUGUUUGUGGUACUCUGACACCCACCUAAGACUCCCAGAGCUUCGUAAAACUCUACAGCGCCAAGAUUUCCCCCGAGCAACGCGUACAUUACUAGAGUGGAUUCAUCGCUACUUUGUACAAUGUGAGAAUUUUCCUCCCGGGAAAUUCCCUAAUCAGGAAUGCGUCCGUCAACUCAUCGCAGAGUUUGUGUUCUACAGAAAUUCUGGUACAAGUAGAGUGCAGCAAAAAUUGUCGGCCAUUCAAGAACUGCGACUCUUGGAAGAACUUUGCAACCAUUUUCAGAUCAGCAAGAACCUGAUCACAAGACACAAUGUCUUUGAUGCCUUCUUUGGUUGUAAGGCAGGACCCGUACAGAUCGGCGAUGAACACAGGACUGGAGCACUGAGUAAACUAGUCUCCAUGGCUGUUGCUGUUAAUUGUAUCCCCGUUCUUGACUGUGCUGCUGUGUUGAUCCACAACCAGGGAGCAUCAGAGGCCACUCUGGCACUCACUCAGAGUAUCGUGCAAGACUUUUGCAUCUUGAUUCCAGAUGCUAAAACACUGCUCAAGGACCUUGUGGAUUCUUCACCCUUGUUUGUGAGUCGGCUCAUGGCAUGUCUGGCUGCACUGUAUGAUGUGGAUAGAGAUCCAAAGAAGAAGAAUUUACCACCAGUGUCAUUACUUGAGGUAAUUGCCAGUUGGAUCAACAAACGUCCACUCAUAUUCAUCGAGCAUCUCCUGAACCCACCACCAGGUAUCCCAUCAUUCCACAGCGGAGGUCAGGACCAGGGGUCAUCACGGCUCCAGGGACCCUUCCCGGGAUUGAUCAAGGCGUGCGUCACCUCUCCGCUGGUCCUCAACAGACCAAUCUCCAAGACUGACGUCACUACCCACAGAGAGGAGCAAUCCACAGAGCAUCAUCUCUACUCCAAGCUCCAUCUAGGCAUUCUCCAGGCGCUCCUCGCAACACAGAACAGACAAAAACAACGGUCGUCACUUCCCUCCAAAGUCAAGCUUGACGAACUGGUGUCAGUUAGGGACAUGGAGGGCGCUAUUAACAGCCUGCAGAAGAUGCUGAAUGGAGGCCAUGUUGUUGACGAAGAGGUUAUUCGUAUUUCCUUGGAUAGACUUGCUCAAGUAGUGCAGGUAGCCAUGUCGACAGGGGCACUAGCCUGUUCUAAAAGUACUCUUAAGACAGCAUUUGAUGGUCUUCCCAACAAUCAGUUACUGUCUCUGGUUUUGGACCAUGAGGGCGCUAUACCAAGCUAACAGUGCAGUGUACAGAUUGUGGAAUUGGACUUGUUGUAAUCAGGGACCAUUUUCAUAGAGCUGCUUAAGCACAACACAAUCCUGUUUACCACAAUAAGGUUGCCAGCCAAAAUAGCAUUCCAUGUUCAGUACUUGUAACUGGUAUCCUGCUUAGUUUUGCUGAGCUGUAAAAUUGUAAGUCAAUGUUUUCUGAUUGAGCAGCUUCAUAAGAAUUGGCCCAGGAGACUUAUCACAGCAAUGACAACAUAAUGAGUAGGGCGCCCUCAGCUAGAGGUCGGAGGAUGCUAGUUCAUUGGCCCCUGAUCUGCGCCAUGCGUACAACUUGUGUGUUAUCCAUUGUUUCAUUAGCUUUGUCCAAGGCUCUUUAUGCAAGCACCGGCCCGCUCCGACUUCACGAAAUGCCUAGAUACUAUAUCGCACGGCACAUAACAGUACUUGAUACCGUGGGGUCAAAGCAUGUUUUUUCAAGGUUUUAACCUCGUACAACAAGGCCAGGUCAGUUGCAGCUUGGUUUGUACGAGGUACAACAACCUUGAAAAACCAUACUUCGACCCAGCGGUAUCAAGUACUGCUAUGUACACACUCCAUGCAGUAUAGUAUCUGCAGUUCGUGAAUUCAGAGGGGGUCUGUUCUUGUGUAAAGAGCCUCGGACAGGGCUAAUGUUUCAUCACCUUUUAACCUCUAAGAUGGCGGCGUUAUGAAGUCAAUGAAUAAGGACCAUAGCAUGUGGAGAACACUUAAUAUUUCUACAUUGUGUGUGGCUUAUGUGUACAUGAUAAUCUGAA